Messenger RNA from Cavenderia fasciculata, 2175 nucleotides. RefSeq lists its product as uncharacterized. Bases 1 to 2175 code for a protein of 724 amino acids. NCBI's taxonomy places the organism in Eukaryota, Evosea, Eumycetozoa, Acytosteliales, Cavenderiaceae. The transcript is spliced from 6 exons. Gene Ontology annotation, molecular function: chloride channel activity. The record is from RefSeq and is a predicted model, not a curated record. Gene Ontology annotation, biological process: chloride transmembrane transport.
AUGUCAUUAUUUGACAAUAAUCAGAACAAUCAAAAUAAUAAUAAUAAUAACAGUAGAAAUGUAAAUGGUAAUAGUACACACAAUCCAUUGAAUUGGGAGAUUGUAAUAGUAAUCAACAAACUUAAAGAUAAAUAUGCAACAUCAACGCUAUCAAAUACAACUGAAUUAUUGUCACUCAAUAAAUUAGUGACUCAAGUUCAUAUAGGUGAAUUGGAUCAAAAUAAUAUAUUCAUAUUGGUUGGUUCUUAUGAAUCAGAUUUAAGACAUUUUGCAAAAUCAUCAUUGAUUAGAUCUGGUAUUGGUAUGAUUCAUGAUCACACACUAUUUACAGAGGCUGAAAGAUUGCACAUCAUUGAAAAUAGAUUACAAGUUGAUCAGCGAUUAAAAUAUCUAUAUGACAAUGACUCUAUCGAAAUGUUCCCUUAUCAUCAACCGGAUCAAUUAAAAAUAUUAAGAAAACAAUGGUACAAAGGUAGAAUAUUCAAUCUACCAUCAAAUAUUGCAAAUAGGUAUUUUGGUGAAGAAAUAUCUUUUUAUUUUCUAUUCCUAAAUUUCUAUAAUUUUGGAUUAUUUUUAUUAUCAUUAUUUGGUAUUCCAGUAUCAAUCAUUCAAUAUGUAACUGAUCCAUAUAUGAUAUCUGGUGCUUUAUUUGCUGUUUUAAUGUGUAUAUUUUCAUCAUUCUUUUUAGAAGUAUGGAAAAGAUUUCAAUCAAUUUAUGCAUGGAAUUGGCAUUCAAAUGAUUUUAGGGAUGGUGAACAAGCAUUACCUAGUUACAAGACAAGUCAUAACAAGAUUGGUGUCUAUCACAGCGAUAUAUUCCUAACAAAGAAGGAUUUCACAGAGAAUGAAUUGGAAUUGGUUGAACCAUACAUGACUGAUAUUCCAUACAUGUCAAAGAAGAGAUCAAGAACAAAAAGUUUAAAAAUGACAUUUACAUUUACCGUUGUAACGGUUUUAGUGUUGUUGGUUGCCAUGUCAACGAUCGCUAUUUUCUCUCUUCGUAUAGUAUUAAAGGCUAUUCAAGAACAAUUGAUUGGUACUUCGCUGGGCAGUGUUAUCAGUGCAUGCUUUAUUCAACUUUUCAAUUAUGUCUAUCGUAUGCUGGCCUAUUGGUUGACAAGAUACGAAGGUCAUAGAAUACAAAGUACAUUCAAUCAAUCACUCACAGUCAAAUUAUUCCUCUUUCAAUUUGUAAAUACCUUUUCUGGUCUAUUUUAUAUUGGUUUCGUAAAGGAUAAUGUUGAAUUAUGGGGUGACAAGGGAUUAGAAGAUACCUGUAGUUAUAGUAAUAGAUUACCUGGUCUAUGGAAAGGUUGUGUCACCGAUUUGGAAUUUCAAAUAUUCUCAAUCAUCCUCGUCAAUUUCUUUAGUGGUAUAUUUACUGAACUCAUUUUACCAAAAUUAAUAGUUUAUGUAAACAAGAUAAAAGGACAUACAAAGUUUUCAAAAAAAUCCAGUCUACCAUGUGAAGAACAAUUCUAUUUACCAAAGUUUGAUACAUUUGAUGAAUUUAAUGAAAUAAUCAUUCAAUUUGCAUUGAUAUCAAUGUUUGCUGGUGUUCUUCCUUUUUCACCUCUUUUGGCAUUGAUUAAUAAUAUCUUUGAAAAUAAGAUUGAUGCUUAUAAACUUUGUUAUUCACAUAGAAGACCAACAUAUAAAGGAUCAAAUGGUAUUGGACAUUGGUAUAGAUUUUUAGUAUUGAUUGGAGUAUUUUCAGUGAUUACCAAUUCAUUAUUUAUUGGAUUCUCAUUCCCAACGUUAUUGAAAUUCACAAAUGAUCCAUAUACUAUUCUAUGGACUGUUGUCAUAUUGGAACAUAUGAUAUUAAUGUUUAAAUGGGUGGUAUCUGCUCUCAUCCCAGAUCAAACACAUCUAGUUAGAAAGAUGAAAUCGAUUCAUGGAUUUGUAAAGAUUGCCAUCCUCGAUAAAUAUCUAUCAGAUCAUGGACUUGGCAAUAGAAACUCACUCAUCAAUGUUCAAGCUGAAGGUUUUGAAUUUAAUAAUCCUCAUCACAGAGAUGAUCCAAAUCAUGAAGCAACAGGUAAUAUUAUUGCUCAAUUCUUUGAUGCUAAUCCUCCCGAGGAAAAGGAAAAGGAUGAUGAUGAUGAUGAUGAGAAUAUUUCACCAAUUCAUAUUAUAGCAACUACAUUUGGAAAGAUUGAAGGUGCAUUGUAA